AUGGAUCCUCCUCGUUUGUUUUCUGCGUCUGUAUCGUCAUCUGCAUCAUCAGCAGCAGCAGCAGCAGCAGCAGCAGCACCAACAACAACAGCAGCAGCAGCAGCAGCAGCAGCAGCAGCAGCAGAAGGCUGGGCCCGCAGACUGCUGCCACUCUCAAGAGCCACGCAGCUCGUUGUCUGCCCCCGGGAGCUCCUCAUCGCCGACGCUCGAUCCCCGCAGCUAAUACGAGCAGCAAAGCUGCAGCAGCAGCAGCAGCAGCUGCUGCUGCAGCAGCAGCAGCAGCAGGGAGAAGAUGAUGAUGGACUCGUUGUUGCUGCAGAUAUCAUCGGGCAGACGUGCGCGUGUCUGACGGAGUCUGGUUCUGUGCUGCUGCUGGAUCUUCGUUUUCCUUCUUUGCUGCAGCAGCUUGCUGCUCCCCCGCUGCAGCUGCUGCAGUCUCAGCAGCAGCAGCAGCAGCAGCAGCAGCAGCAGCAGCAGCAGCAGCAGCAGCAGCGGGUGCAGCAGCAGCUGCAGCAGCAAUAA
Molecule: messenger RNA, 522 nt
Organism: Eimeria mitis
Lineage: Eukaryota; Apicomplexa; Conoidasida; Eucoccidiorida; Eimeriidae
Exons: 3
Coding region: 1-522 (173 amino acids)
Source: RefSeq, a predicted model, not a curated record